This is a messenger RNA of Adineta ricciae, 1017 nucleotides long. The record is from the annotation of a GenBank genome assembly. NCBI's taxonomy places the organism in Eukaryota, Metazoa, Rotifera, Eurotatoria, Adinetida, Adinetidae.
AUGUUUUUUAGUCCAUUCUUUCGACAAAAUUUUGGAGGUGGUGGUCAUGAUAUGGGUAUGAAUGCUGGUCCCUUUCGAGCUGAUUAUGUUUGUUAUUCGGCGGCAUUCUUACCGGAUCGCGAUCGCGAACGUCUUAACGUUGAAAAUGGCGGUAAAAUUCUUCUUCCUCAGGCAGCUCUCGAACAACUAGUAGAACAAUCUGGUGUAAUGUUAUUCAAAUUAAGAAACAAAAAACUCGAUCGUAUUAUUCAUUGCGGUGUUUUAGAAUUUCAUCAAAAUGAAAAUAACACGUGUUAUCUACCUAACUGGAUGAUGCGUCAUUUAAUAUUGCAAGAAGGUGAUGAAGUCAGUGUCGAAUCUGUCAAUUUACCAACAGCAAAAUUUGCACGUUUUCAACCUCAGUCGCAAGAUUUCCUCGAUAUAUCCAAUCCUAAAGCUGUUUUAGAGAAAACUUUGAGAAAUUUCAAUUGUUUAACCAAAGGUGAUAUCAUAGCAAUUAAUUAUCUCAAUCGAAAUUAUGAAUUAUGCGUUUUGGAAUUGAAACCAGCUGAUGCUGUUUCAAUCAUUGAAUGUGAUAUGGAAGUUGAUUUCGCUCCACCUGUCGGUUAUGUCGAGCCUAAAUACACACCAACAACAUCACAAAACAUUGCUACAACACCUAAGACGACAAACUCGAUGGCAGCGACUCCCGGAGAUCCUCUAUCAUCGAUUCCAAAUAGUUAUAAAAGUCCAUCGACAUUUUUACCAUUCCAUGGACAAGGUAAUCGUUUGAAUGGAAAAACACGAUCGAAAGAUCAGGAACAACAACAACAACAAAAUAAUCCUGCCGUACAACAAGCACGUGGCGUGCCUAAUUAUAAUUAUGAGUAUGGCACAAUACAAUUUAUACGCACACCACUACGUUCAAUGAAUGAAGAAACGUCGACGACCGGAGACAGAGCUAGUUCGAAUACAUUUCAGCCAUUUACGGGUGAAGGAAAUAUUCUUAAAAAACCUCGAAAUCAACAACCUAAAUAG